Ziziphus jujuba (common jujube) is the source of this 2646-nucleotide messenger RNA. RefSeq names its product ubiquitin carboxyl-terminal hydrolase 27. Gene Ontology annotation, molecular function: cysteine-type deubiquitinase activity; cysteine-type endopeptidase activity. The record is from RefSeq and is a predicted model, not a curated record. NCBI's taxonomy places the organism in Eukaryota, Viridiplantae, Streptophyta, Magnoliopsida, Rosales, Rhamnaceae. Gene Ontology annotation, cellular component: cytosol; nucleus. The transcript has 10 exons. Gene Ontology annotation, biological process: protein deubiquitination. The coding region runs from base 201 to 1970 and encodes 589 amino acids.
AAAAGAAAAAGAAAAAAGAACCUUCUGAAUGAUAACAUCUUAAAAAAAAAUUAAAAAAAAAAUCAAGGGAACAAUGAAAACUAGAUUUCACACACAAAACCGUAGAUUCCGAGUGUUGGUCCUCGCUCUCUGAUUCCUUGUAUCUAUAUUCUCUGUUAAGUUGGUGUUCUGUCAAAAGUUUGGUUCUUGAUAGAACGAAAAUGGAAGGAGAGGCAACUCUAAAGGGUUUGGUUCACCAGCUCAAACAUGGGUUUCGAACAAUUUCCCUUAAGAGAUUGGCUUCAACUUCUGGGUUUCACAUAACAGUCACUGGUCUUUUGGGUAUUACUGGUUUUGCUUUGGCUAUUAUUAAAGAAGGGAAAUUGCGAAAAUUAACCAGCUUUCAAUGGUUUCCAAACAGUAAAACUCAUGAUCCUGACAAUUCACCUUCGGUACCCGGAUUACAAAACCUCGAAAAUAAUUGCUUUCUUAAUGUCAUUUUACAGAUUUUAAACCCAGAAAAAUUUCAGGCUCUAGCAAGCUGUUCCUAUUUCUUACCUUUUGUACAAAAGGCUAUAGAGGAAUGCGAACGGUCUGCUGCUGAGGACUUGGUUGACAGCUUACCGCUUACAUUUGCUUUGGCUGCUUUAUUGGAAGAACUAGAUGUGGUUGGUGGAAGAAGAGUCAUGUUGAGUCCGCGUAGUGUAAUGCUUGCGAUGGAGCACUAUAUCCCAGAAUUCAAUCUCACUAGCCAGCAGGAUGCAGCAGAAGCAUUUCUUCAUCUUCUGACCUCUUUAAGAGAAGAAUUUUCAGGCUGUUAUCAACCAAAUUGCGGCUCUUUAGUAGAAUUAUGUGCUUCUGACUGUAGAAUUAUUACUCCAGAGAGGAGGGAGGACCAAAGUCAGCAGGAAAGGUGGCAGCAGAGCUUUGUUGGACCAUUUGAUGGGAUUCUUGGUAGCAUCUUAACUUGUCAAAGUUGUUCUUCUCAGAUAUCGUUGAAUUUUGAAUCAUUUCAUAGCCUGCCUAUAUCACCAGUGCUUGAUGCCAGAGGCACCAUUAUGGUUGGAUGUAGCUUGGAUGAUUGCCUAAAGCAGUUCACUGUUUCUGAGCAAGUGGAGAAUUACCACUGCACCCAUUGUUGGCAUAUUGCUGGAAUCAAGUACUUAUCCUCUUUUGGAAUGGACGAGAAAGAGAUUGAAAAACUCAGAACAUGCCCCAAGCAGGAUUCUUGUGACUGCCAUAAAGUUUUACAUCUAGAUGCACUACCAUGGUCAAAUAAAUUUUCAUUCACUGUUAAGCAAAUAAGUAUUGCUCGUUCUCCUCAGAUUUUAUGCAUUCAUCUGAAACGUGUUUCAAUUAAUGUCCUUGGUGAACCAGUCAAACUUGAGGGCCAUAUUUCGUUUCCAUUAGUUCUGGACCUUUUCAAGUUCAUGAUGCAUGGGGUUGCAAUAGAGACUUGGGAAGAAAAUUUUCAAACAAGGAAAGUGCAGUUACAAUAUCAAAAACCAAGUUUUCAUCCCAACAAUUUUAAUAUACAAUUUGAUACAAGAAAUCUGAAUUAUAUGAAUAACAUUACAAGAGGAAGCAUUUUCUCAGAAGAAUUAGCUUCAAAUGAAUCUGGGAUUGCGCAUGCACAAAAUUUACCAGGAGAAUCCAGUUUUGUUCAAUCUAGAGGCUGUUUAAAAUCGACACAUACAGAUGUGCAGAUACAAUCAGAUGACCAGGUUCCCUUGAGUUUCAAAUUGGCCUCUUCAAGAAGUUGUUUGUAUCGUCUUGUUUCUGUUGUGGAGCAUUUUGGAAGGGCCGGUAGUGGGCAUUACACUGUCUACAGAUGUGUGAAAGCUGAUUCUUUUAAGGAAGAUGGUGAUAAUCUAUUUGAGCCUGCCUCGAUGUGCUGGUUCUGUAUUUCGGAUUCUGUAGUAUACCAUGUUUCUGUGGAAGAUGUUCUUUCUGCUGAGGCUAGCAUGCUAUUCUAUGAGAAGAUAUUAUAACAAUGAAUGUUGUUGUGAAAGUGAAGUUUAGUAAAAAAUGCCCAAAUGCUGAUGCUUCAACUUGGCCUGAAGGUUCUUCAUGCGAACAGUAGUAGAUCCAAGAGGCAUCUGCAAAUUAAACAUCUAAAAGGAAGUGUACAACUUACACAACCUCAACUUUUAGAUCAGGCAAAAGCGGGCCAGCAGGGUUUUUUUGGUCACACUGAAAUCUGGUGGUCAUAUAUACAUCGUCAGCUACCGGGAUACGAAUUAAAUACAAUAUUCUUUGUAAAGCUAAUGAAAUCUUGUUAGAAUGGUGCUUUAUUGUCUGAUGAUCCCUGCAUUUUUUGUUGCUAGUAUCUGUUGCAUAUAGAGUUCUUCCAAUGAUUAUUUUACUUCUACAGAUUUUUGGAGAGUGAUAUUCUUGGACAGAAGGCUUCAAGUAUAGUCCGUAUGCACAAAUCCUUAGUGAAUGCUUUUCUUUCCUGGUUUGUGGAAAUUGAACCUUAUGGCAUGCUUGACAUGGAGUAUAGAAUGUCACACUUGCAUCGUAUGCUCACCAGCUAAGACUUUCUUUGGAAUAGGUAUACUCCAUGUCACACUUGCAUCGUAUGCUCACCAGCUAAGACUUUGUUUGGAAUAGAUUUUGUAUCUGCUUUUGCUUAUUUAUAAGAGCUUUUUGAGAAGCUAUUUUUUA